Rubroshorea leprosula is the source of this 1433-nucleotide messenger RNA. The record is from the annotation of a GenBank genome assembly. Lineage: Eukaryota; Viridiplantae; Streptophyta; Magnoliopsida; Malvales; Dipterocarpaceae.
UCAUUCUUGUGGCAGGGAAUGCUGAUACUACUGCUUGCUCCAUCCCAGAUAAAUGGAGUCUUUUACUUGGCACUGGCACUAUUAUCAGUGAAGAAAUCAGGACUAGCGUAUGUAGAAGAGUUCGUACGUAAGCCUGCAGUUGGUGGCUUGGAACAUUCCAUGUACGAAAAGAAAAAACCAAAUAUUGCUCCAAUAAAUGCUUGUUGGUAUAUUGGAUGGACUGUGGGAGCCAUUACAGGCCUUGUGUUGACAUCAAACUUUUCUUCAAAGCAAAUGCUCAUGAUUUCAGCAAUUGUUGGGGCAAUUGGUUGCAUAUUUUUCUGUUCUUACAGCAUAUGUUAUAAGGUAUCUUUGGGACAUCAUCAAGAGUAUAAGCAUGAAUUGAAGCAUGAGAUAAGGGCGCUCCUAAAAUUGUUCCCUAAAUUGCUCCCUCUGUGGGCACCUUUUCUUAUCUAUUAUAUGGUUGAUGCAGCAGGUAGAACCUUCUUCAUAGAACAAGGGAAAGUGUCGGGCCAUGGGGGAGCUUGUUUGUAUAUGCUCCAGAAGAUUGUUGGCUUCAUGGCUUCGGCUUUGAUAAAUCUUGGCAUCACAAAGUUUUCGAGUAAGAGAAACCAGCCUAAAUGGGUUGCUACAGUCGCAAAAAUUACUUGCGGGAUGUUCAUUUGUUUUUUGAUCUGCCUCUUGAGUUGGCAUGUUGAGGCUAGCAGAUUGCAAUCAAUCAAAAACAAUCAAGAUCCCAAAAUCAUUCUACAUUUUGCGAUGUUUUUACAGUUUAUCCUGUUAGAGACCAUGAACAAAAUGGUUGGAAAAAUGCUGGGAAAGUUCUUCUGUGACUAUGUAGCAGAUGAAUCCAUGCAUCAUUUGGAAUUCACAUUCAAUAGCUUUGUGGAGGGAAUGGGAAGAUUGUUGGGUGUGGCAUGCAUUCUCGUUUUUCGAAAUUGGAUUGGUGACACCAUCAACGAAAGCCAUCUUGACAAAUACUAUCGAGCACUGACAUUUAUCAGCUUAUGUGCCUGUGUUAUAUUCAUUAUUCUAUCCUAUACCUGUUAUUGGAAAAAAGAGACAGAGGAUCAUGCCUCUCUUGCUACGAAGAUAGAAGAAGUCGGACUAACUUCGGAACCUCAAUCUUUCUCUCUGCACUCAUCACCGCAAUGGUCUGCUCAGUUCUCAGCUGAUGAAUCCAUGUUCGCAUGUUCAGAACAAACAUCAGUACCCUCAAACUUGGGCAGUGCUAGACCCUCCACUAAUAACAAGUGGGUAAAAUCCUUGACCUGUCCAAACCGGCCUCCACCUGCAGAAGAAGUCUCCAAUGAUUAUCGGCGCUCCCGUAGUGCCCCGAAUAAUCUACGCUACCGUGCAUCUGCGAAAGCUUCCUCUCAACACUCUGAGGGUCGUUUAGAGAUAAAUUAAGUUAAUAAUUGUUAUUUUUUAUA